AUGGAGAACUACACGCUGUGGACUAAUUUUACGCACGUCCUGUCGGAGCUGGAAGGCGCGGAGGAGGAGGAGGAGGAGGGCGGAGAAGAAGAAGAAGGGAGCGGCGGCGGGCUGCGCGUGCUCGUGGCCUGCAUCCUCUUCCUGCUCAUCGUGUCCACGCUGCUCGGGAACACGCUGGUGUGCGCAGCCGUGGUCAAGUUCCGCCACCUGCGCUCCAAAGUCACCAACUUCUUCGUCAUCUCCUUGGCCGUGUCCGACUUGUUCGUGGCCGUGCUGGUGAUGCCGUGGGAGGCCAUCACCGAAGUGACCGGCACGUGGCUGUUCGGUCGCUUUUGCGGGGUCUGGAUCGCUUUCGACAUCAUGUGUUCCACGGCCUCCAUCCUCAACCUGUGCAUCAUCAGCGUGGACCGAUACUGGGCCAUCGCCAGCCCCUUCAAGUACGAGCGCAAGAUGACCCACAGGGUGGCCUUCGUCAUGAUCGGGGUCGCCUGGACUUUGUCGAUUCUGAUCUCCUUCAUCCCCGUGCAGCUCAACUGGCACCGCGACGGCGAGGAGGACAAAGCGAUGACCGAGGUUUUGUUGUCGAACUUCUCCAACAGCAGCGACCUCAACAGCAGCUCCGUCGCCAAGAGUUGCGUCGCCAACCUGAACCGAACCUACGCCAUCUCGUCGUCGCUCAUCAGCUUCUACAUCCCCGUGGUGAUCAUGAUCGCCACGUAUACCCGGAUCUACCGGAUAGCCCAGACCCAAAUUCGCCGGAUCACGUCUUUGGAGAGAGCGGCGGAGCAGGCGCAGCACCAAGGUCAUGGUCCAAACCGGAACCAGGCGCAUCGGCCCAACGACGAAGCCUCGCUGAAGUCUUCGUUCAAGAAGGAGACCAAAGUCCUGAAGACGCUGUCCAUCAUCAUGGGCGUGUUCGUCUUCUGCUGGCUGCCGUUCUUCGUCCUCAACUGUACGGUCCCGUUCUGCGACCCGCCCUGCAUCAGCGACACCACCUUCACCGUCUUCGUGUGGUUCGGAUGGGCCAACUCCUCCCUUAACCCUGUCAUUUAUGCGUUCAAUGCCGACUUCCGCCGGGCGUUCACCACCAUCCUGGGUUGCAACAGGAUCUGUUCGAGCAACGCGGUGGAAGCUGUCAACUUGAGCAACGAGCUCGUAUCGUACCACCACGACACGACGCUCCACAAGGAGGCGUUGGUCCCAGUGCAGGCGCUGCAGCACCCGUGCACCGUCAACAUCGAAUCGGAUCGCCUGGACGAUGUCAGCGCGCAGUUCGACGAGGGCUCGAUCAUUUCCAACUGUUCCAGGAGCUGCAACAGGUCGCUGCUGCUGCCUUCAGCCACGGUCCAGCUGGACGACGACCCCGAGAUUUCCCUGGAAACCAUCACGCCUUUUACCUCCACGGUGGCGCUGGAGUGUGACGCACUUAUACCUGGACAAGUCCACCGGGACGGAUAG
Molecule: messenger RNA, 1458 nt
Organism: Sphaeramia orbicularis (orbiculate cardinalfish)
Lineage: Eukaryota; Metazoa; Chordata; Actinopteri; Kurtiformes; Apogonidae
Product: D(1)-like dopamine receptor
Exons: 1
Coding region: 1-1458 (485 amino acids)
Biological process (GO): positive regulation of MAPK cascade; adenylate cyclase-activating adrenergic receptor signaling pathway
Cellular component (GO): plasma membrane
Molecular function (GO): G protein-coupled receptor activity
Source: RefSeq, a predicted model, not a curated record